Molecule: messenger RNA, 906 nt
Organism: Asparagus officinalis (garden asparagus)
Lineage: Eukaryota; Viridiplantae; Streptophyta; Magnoliopsida; Asparagales; Asparagaceae
Exons: 1
Coding region: 1-906 (301 amino acids)
Molecular function (GO): RNA-DNA hybrid ribonuclease activity; nucleic acid binding
Source: RefSeq, a predicted model, not a curated record
AUGAACAUGCUCCUCAAUUCUUAUGUUACAGCCCCCUGCGAUCUCAUGGCCAGCCACCCACUCAAGUUGAAGGCUGAAUUGUUUGAAGACAAGCUGGACGAAACCCAUGAGGUCAAUGUUACCUCACAGGAAGAAGUCUGGCGACUAUACUUCGACGACGCAUCUCGCGUGGGCGCAAGUGAGUAUAUCAUUGCAGGUGUGGGGGUGGACAUGGUUUCUCCACAAAUCUAUGUAUUACCCCAAGUUUUCUCACUAACUGAGCUAUGUACUAACAACAUAGCUGAGUACAAUGCCCUGCUCAUUGGACUCGACUUUGCCAAGGAAUUAGGGGUGAAGCACCUUGAAGCCUACGGUGACUCUCAGCUUAUUGUCAAGCAAAUGACAGGGGAAUAUGAAGUCAGAAAUGACGAAUUAAUCUCAUGUCACCAAGUGGCCAUUAAAUUAGCCAAAUCAUUCAAUAGCGUCCACAUUGAGCAUGUGCUCCAUUAUAAGAAUACGCAUGCAGAUGCAUUAGCGUCAUUGGCAGCAAACCUAGCUCAACCGCUGGGGACAAGCCAACAAGUCACCGUGAUAAGCCGACAACUCUACCAACCGGAGGAUACCCUAGAGGUGAAUGCAACUCACCAAGUUUUAGGCCAAUCCGAGUCUAGAGAUUGGCGCUUCCUAAUUAUAGACUAUGUCCUAUAUGGUAUACUACCUGAAGACGUCAAGGAUCGAGAAUCUGUUCGCAGGCACGCACCAAGAUUCUACUACGAUGCCACCACAAAGACAUUACAUUUUAGAUCAUAUGACGGCAUGAUGCUUCGAUGUAUCUCAAUGACAGAAGCACAGGAAGCCUUGUGGGAAGCCCAUAAUGGCACAUGCGGUGCUCACCAACCCGAACCUAAGCUCUGGGACCGCUUGUGA